This is a messenger RNA of Helianthus annuus (common sunflower), 1486 nucleotides long. Its product is annotated as (E)-beta-farnesene synthase-like. Gene Ontology annotation, biological process: diterpenoid biosynthetic process. NCBI's taxonomy places the organism in Eukaryota, Viridiplantae, Streptophyta, Magnoliopsida, Asterales, Asteraceae. The transcript is spliced from 5 exons. Gene Ontology annotation, molecular function: terpene synthase activity; magnesium ion binding. The record is from RefSeq and is a predicted model, not a curated record. The coding region runs from base 11 to 1276 and encodes 421 amino acids.
CAAGUACCAUAUGUAUGAGAAGGGAAAUUUUAAGGAGUCUUUAUGUGAAGAUGCUCAAGGAUUGCUUGCUUUGUAUGAAGCAUCUUAUAUGCGGGUGGAAGGCGAAAAAGUACUAGAUGAUGCCCUCGAGCUCACUAAAACUCACCUUGCUAUCAUAGCAAAGGAUCCUUCUUGCGACUCUUUAUUGAGAACCCAAAUACAAGAAGCACUAAAGCAGCCUCUCCGGAAAAGGUUGCCAAGGCUAGAGGCCGUGCGUUACAUACCUAUUUACCAACAAGAUGUUUCCCACAAUGAGGUCUUACUGAAGCUUGCAAAGUCCGAUUUUAAUGUCCUUCAAUCAAUGCACAAGGAGGAACUUAGCCAAAUUUGCAAAUGGUGGAAAGACUUGGACAUGCAAAAGAAACUACCUUAUGUUCGAGACAGAUUGAUAGAAGGCUAUUUUUGGAUACUGGGGGUCUAUUUUGAGCCUCAACAUUCUCAUACGAGAAUAUUUUUAAUGAAAACCUCCAUGUGGUUGAUUGUGCUGGAUGACACAUAUGAUAACUAUGGAACUUAUGAAGAACUAAAGAUCUUUUCUGAUGCUGUUCAAAGAUGGUCAAUGAGCUGCUUGGAUUUGCUUCCAGAGUAUAUGAAACUAAUAUACCAAGAACUUUUGAAUCAUCACCAAGAAAUGGAGGAAUCACUUGAAAAGGAAGGAAAAACAUACCAGAUCCACUAUGUGAUAGAGAUGGCAAAAGAGGUGCUUGAAAACAACUUAGUUGAAGCUAAAUGGUUAAAAGAGGGGUACAUGCCAACUCUUGAAGAGUACAUGUCUGUUUCAAUGAAGACUUGUACCUACGGCUUGAUGAUAGCGAGAUCCUUUGUUGGUAGGGUUGAUAAUAUGGUCACUGAAGACACCUUCAAAUGGGUCGCCACAUAUCCUCCUAUUAUUAAAGCUGCAUGUUUGGUUUUAAGGCUAAUGGAUGAUAUUACCACCCACAAGGAGGAGCAAGAAAGAGGCCGUGUAGCUUCAAGCAUCGAGUGCUACCAAAAAGAAACCGGUGCAUCCGAGAAGGAAGCAUGUGAAUUUAUCUCUAACAUGGUUGAAGAUGCAUGGAAAGUUAUAAAUCGAGAGUCGCUCAGACCAACCGACAUCCCAUUUCCUCUACUACCGUCCACAAUCAACUUUGCUCGUGCGUGUGACGUCAUAUAUAAAGUCAACGACAGCUACACUCAUGCUAGGAAGGAGAUGAUAAAUCACAUCAAAUCGCUAUUGGUUCACCCAUUAGCUAUUUAAGAUUCAAGACUAAAUGCAUGGUGUUUGUCUGUGUUAACAAAUAUAGUUGUUGUAAUGUAUUUUUCUUAGGCUUAUUGUGUGUGUGAUAAGCAUAUAUUUCUGGCCAUGCACGUACGUUGUUCUAUGUGCAUGCCAUACUACGUGCCUGUCAUACCAUUGUUCCAAGUGAUGUUAUAAAAUAAAUGUUUGGUAAUAUAAUUGUUGUUUAAU